Miscanthus lutarioriparius is the source of this 1002-nucleotide messenger RNA. Lineage: Eukaryota; Viridiplantae; Streptophyta; Magnoliopsida; Poales; Poaceae. The record is from the annotation of a GenBank genome assembly.
AUGAGGCAGCCGCACCUCUCGCCGCAGCUCUCCCCCUCCCCGGUCCUCUCCUUCCACUUCUCGCCGCCGGCGACGGGGGCCUCGCCCUGGCGGCGGCGGUUGCACCGGGGGCGGGCCUUCCAACCGCCGCUCUCCUCGCUGCGGGAGCCCAACAAGGCCACGCUCCGCAAGGCGUCGCCCAACGUCCCCUUCCGCCUUGGCGGUGGCGGUGGAGGGAGCGGCAGCCCCAAGGACCGCCGCCCCGCCGCCGACGACAAGGAGGAGGAGGCCGAGGGCGAUGGCGGCGCUGGGGCACUCACAGGGACGCUGAUCGCAGGAGCGCUACUGGUUGGUUUCGUAGGGGGGUUUGGGGCGGCCGGAUACGUGUACAAGGACCAGGUCAACUCCUUCCUCACGCAGUUCUCAGGGUUCAUUGACGGCUAUGGUCCAGCCGGAUAUGCUCUCUUCGUACUUGUAUAUGCAGGGUUGGAGGUUCUCGCAAUUCCUGCAAUACCUUUAACCAUGUCAGCUGGUCUAUUAUUUGGUAGUGUGACCGGUACAAUUAUUGUUUCAGUCGGUGGAACACUAGCUGCAGCGGUGGCCUUCCUUAUUGCUAGAUACUUUGCCAGAGAGAGAAUUCUUAAAUUGGUUGAAGGAAAUAAGAAGUUUCUGGCAAUUGAUAAGGCAAUAGGUGAAAAUGGAUUUAAGGUUGUUACUUUGCUUCGUUUGAGUCCCCUGUUACCUUUCUCCCUUGGGAACUAUCUAUAUGGCCUGACUUCAGUGAAGUUCUUGCCAUAUGUCUUGGGCAGUUGGUUGGGAAUGCUUCCAGGUUCAUGGGCUUACGUCAGUGCUGGUGCAUUCGGGCGAGCUAUAAUUCAAGAUGAGUCGGAAAUUGGUUUGGGAGGAAAUGGACAGCUAUGGACACUGGGUGUUGGGUUAUUGUUUACGGCCAUUGCUGCCACUUAUGUAACAAGGCUCACAAAGGUGAGGACCUAUUUUUGCAUGGACCACAUACCUAUAUAG